Molecule: messenger RNA, 2594 nt
Organism: Rana temporaria (common frog)
Lineage: Eukaryota; Metazoa; Chordata; Amphibia; Anura; Ranidae
Gene: DLK2
Product: delta like non-canonical Notch ligand 2
Exons: 8
Coding region: 718-1845 (375 amino acids)
Biological process (GO): heterophilic cell-cell adhesion; establishment or maintenance of epithelial cell apical/basal polarity
Cellular component (GO): plasma membrane; protein-containing complex
Molecular function (GO): calcium ion binding
Source: RefSeq, a predicted model, not a curated record
UGGGAGAGAGCCUGCUGGGAGGGGGGGGGAGAAGGCUUAAACAUUUGUUUCCAUAUGUUAAGAAGACCACCCUUGGAUGACAAUGGCCUUCUAGCCUGGACGCAUUUUUUUUUUUUGGGGGGGUUCAUUUGGCCCCAUGUGACACUGUUCUUAUGUAGCGGCCUCUCUUCGCCUUUUUCGUUCUUUGCUUGGGGGAUUAAAGGGAAGGUGUGUGUGUGUGUCAGUACAAGUGUACGCCUGCACCGAGAUUCCUGUUAUCAGGACUGACUGCUCCCUCUGCUCACCUUUCUUCCAGGUACCUUCCCCACCAGGGGGCCAAAACCUGGCACAGGGACCCCCGCUCCUGCUGCCGGAUCCCGCCGACUACUGGGUCACACUGGAUUAAAAUAGACCAAGUGGAUUACAAAGUUGUUUGGGAAGUCUGGAUGGAAAACACAGGGACUUCUUUUCUGGAUAGAAAACGCCGGAUAAGCUAUUGAUGUACGCCGACAUCUAAGGACUCAGAGGAAUUUGGCCAGCUGCCGGAUAGAGAAGCCCCUGCUUGUCUGGAUUAGACUAGAGACGAAAUCAUAAAGAGGAAGUAAAGGUGAAGAUUGCACUCUUCUGCUCUGAUGGACUCUCCUCUCUUCAGGAUGAAGCCAACUUUUCUCCUCUACCCAUAGACAGCUGGACGGCCAGCCGGCCCUUCCACUGUAGGCAGCCCCUGCAGUGCUGACAAUGCUCGGCUGCUCUCCAGUCCUGCUCUCCGCCUUGUGUUGGGUCUUAUUCACGUACUGGACAUCUGUGAAAGCUGACGAGUGUGCGGAGCGCUGUGACCUGUACCACGGACACUGCGACGAGGAAGGAGUGUGCAGGUGUGACCCUGGCUGGGACGGCACGUACUGUGAAGACUGUGUGAGGAUGCCAGGCUGCGUUCAUGGGGUGUGCCACCAACCUUGGCAGUGCAUGUGUGAGAGCGGCUGGGCCGGCAAUUUCUGUGACAGAGACCUCCACCUAUGUGAACACUCAGAUCCCUGCCAGAAUGGAGGCGAAUGUGUCAUCACUGCAGAAGGAGAGUACGCCUGUAACUGCCCGGAACUCUUCCAUGGCAAGAACUGCGAGCUGAAAAGAGGACCCUGCGAGGCGGAGGGGUUUCCCUGUCAGAACGGCGGCACCUGCCAGGACGAGAAUGGAUUUGCAGACGCAUUCGCCUGCCGCUGCUUGGCUGGAUACAUCGGCAGAUUGUGCGAGACAGAUGUGGACGAUUGCUUGAUGAGGCCUUGUGCCAACGGAGCCACCUGCAUCGAUGGGGUGAACCGCUUCUCAUGCGAAUGUCCUUACGGCUUCCAGGGACGUUUCUGCACGGUCAAUAUCAAUGACUGCGUGGGGAAGCCGUGUCAGAACGGAGGACGGUGCUUUGACCGCGUUGGGGACUACGAGUGUUACUGUGCUGAGGGGUUCACCGGGAAGUCCUGUGAGAUCUCAAUUCCCAGGUCUACAUGGGACUACCAGGUCGGGACAUCGGCGAGGGACCCCACGCCUCAGACGCCGCUGCCAACCAGGACAGUUGGCACAAGCCGCAGGAGUCCCGUUUCCGUGGACAAAGCUGGACACUUCAAAAUCUCGGUCAAGGAAGUGGUGACCCAACGGGAGCAGGGGCUGAGCGAACUGCAGCUAAUCAUCGUCGUCGUGUUUGGGGUCAUCACUGGCCUGGUGGUUCUGCUCACUGUUGGUCUGGUCUUUUGGUACCGACUUCGGGGCACUGCUCAGCCAGGCUGGUGUAGUGACUCUUCGGCAGAUACCAAAACCCACUAUCAGCAGUGCCAAGGGACUGCCCCGGAGAACCGGAAAACGACGGAGCUGUGACCUAUCAAUGUACAUGGAUUCUUAUUGUGACUUUAAAAUGGACAGGACGCCCUGAGGUUGGGCAACGGCAUCCUGGUACCUUAGAAGUACUGCUGCGAUGCCCACAUCUUGGUUUGGAUACGCAGUGCAUUUGAUGGAUAAGGACUAUACAAGGCCUAUGUAUUAAAGUUGCCUUUGGGCCCAACUCCUGCCGUACAUGUGCCUUGGUACUGCCAUUCUUCUGUACUGGUAUCAUGUCACUACAUAAUGGCCUGGGCUGUCGGCACUAAGGCGGGGAGAGGCCUGGCUAGCCAGGACAGGCCCUCAUUGGCGCUCGCUAUACUAGCGCAAGCAACAUGUACAUCUGUGCAUGGGCGCUGUUCUAUGUAGACGCUCUAUCUGUGCUUUGGAUGUGACCCAGGGAAUACCUACUUCUCAAAGGAAGAAUAACAGGAUGUGGAUUGUUUAUAGUGUCACCUGCUUGCCACAUUUCUUACUAUCUCUGGAGAUCUCUGCCAUGCGGAGCGAGAGCGCUCACACCGAAUAGUCAGAGUAAAUAUUCUGUGCAGCGUGGAGAUGACUGCCAUAGUCACAACAGGAUGGGAGCGCCCCCUGCUGACCCAGUCUAUAAUAUAUAUAUACACCCUUUAAAACAUUACCUCCUGUGUACUAUGGACUAAUGUGUAUAAGUAACAGAAGCCUGGUGUUGAUAUAAUGUGGGAAGUGCGCCCUCUGCAGAUCAAUAUAUAGUAAACACCCUUUACACAAAA